Molecule: messenger RNA, 636 nt
Organism: Impatiens glandulifera
Lineage: Eukaryota; Viridiplantae; Streptophyta; Magnoliopsida; Ericales; Balsaminaceae
Product: ethylene-responsive transcription factor ERF026-like
Exons: 1
Coding region: 86-586 (166 amino acids)
Biological process (GO): regulation of DNA-templated transcription
Molecular function (GO): DNA-binding transcription factor activity; DNA binding
Source: RefSeq, a predicted model, not a curated record
AACCCAAUUGCUUUUUUAGCUCAAGCUGCUAACUUACGCCUUUUAGAAACAAAACCCACAUGUUAAACUUCACCUCUGCAAAAAUAUGAGCUCAAACAAAAAACACACAUCUUUUCGGGGAAUUCGGAGCCGGAGCGGUAAAUGGGUAUCGGAGAUCCGAGAGCCUCGCAAAACGACAAGAAUAUGGCUAGGAACAUACCCGUUUCCCGAGAUGGCGGCUGCCGCAUAUGACGUGGCAGCUCUUGCUUUGAAAGGAAAUGAUGCUGUUCUGAAUUUCCCGGGUCGGGUUCAUUUAUACCCAGUUCCUUUAUCUUCUUCUCCGGCGGACAUUAGAAUUGCGGCGACGGCGGCGGCGGCAUUGAUGAAGGAAUUGGGAGAAGAAGGUGGUAUUCCGGCGGCGGCGCCGGCGGAGGGGAGAUUUGUUGAUGAGGAUGAGUUGUUUGAUAUGCCACAAUUAUUGGUGGAUAUGGCUGGGGGAAUGAUGGUUAGUCCGCCGAGGAUGUUGUCGCCGCCGGAGACGGCGCCGGCGUCGGAGAAUGGUUCGCCGGGAAGUUCUCACGGCGAGAGAUUGUGGAGUUAUAAUUGAGAUGAGGGAAUUGAAUUUGAAGAAAAGUAUGAAUGAUUAUUGUUGUUGUU